Chroicocephalus ridibundus (black-headed gull) is the source of this 29779-nucleotide messenger RNA. RefSeq names its product spectrin repeat containing nuclear envelope protein 1 (gene SYNE1). Gene Ontology annotation, biological process: cytoskeleton organization; nuclear migration; nucleus organization. Lineage: Eukaryota; Metazoa; Chordata; Aves; Charadriiformes; Laridae. Gene Ontology annotation, cellular component: perinuclear region of cytoplasm; membrane; nuclear envelope. Bases 477 to 26933 code for a protein of 8818 amino acids. The transcript has 146 exons. The record is from RefSeq and is a predicted model, not a curated record. Gene Ontology annotation, molecular function: kinesin binding.
GGACGACGACGACGGGCUGCGGCCCGGAGGAAGGCGGCGGUGACGACAAGUGACAGCACGGCCGCGGCCUGGGAAGCGCCGCAGGGGCAGGGCACACGCACCGCCCGCACACGCAGCCCCGCUGGCCGCCCUCUCCCCACCCCCGCACCUGCGUUGCCGGCCGGCGGGGCGGGGCGGGGCGGGGGGCGGUGUGUUGUGCUUGGUAACCAGGGAGCCGCGCAGAGGAGCGGAGUGGCGCGGAGCAGCGCGGAACGGCGCGUCGCGGCCGGCGGAGGCGCUGAGGUUUCCCGCCAGUGCUGUUCCCCGACCCUGGGAGGGCUGGCGUUGGACCAGAGGCGUCUGAGUGCCCCGGGCAUUGCUGUGCCAGGGCUGAGGGCUGCGCGCUAAGGGAAGCCACCUGAGAUCCUCAUCGCGUCGAGGUCAGCAGCUUGGAGGGAGCCUUCUGUCAGGGGAAGUGGGCUUGCUGCAAAGACAUCAUGGCCUCAUCCCGACUAGGGGCAAGGUCUAGAGAUAUCGCCAAUGUCAUGCAACGACUUCAAGAUGAGCAAGAGUCAGUGCAGAAAAGGACUUUCACAAAAUGGAUCAAUACUCAUCUGGCUAAGCGCAAUCCUCCCAUACUGGUGAAUGAUCUGUUUGAAGAUAUCAAAGAUGGGGUAAUGCUAAUUGCCCUUUUGGAAGUUCUUUCAGGGCAGAAGCUGCCUUGUGAGCAAGGACGUCAGCUGAAGAGAAUUCACUGGGUUGCCAACAUUGGCACAGCUCUUAAGUUUCUAGAAGGAAGACGGUCCAUAUAUAGAGGAUCUCCGAUUAAGCUUGUCAACAUAAACUCAACUGAUAUUGCUGAUGGCAGGCCUUCUAUUGUGCUUGGCUUAGUGUGGACCAUAAUUUUAUAUUUUCAGAUUGAAGAGCUUACUAGCAACCUCCCACAGCUGCAGUCGUUGUCUAGCAGCGCUUCUUCUGUGGAGAGUGUUGUCAGUUCAGAAACUGCGAGUCCCCCAAGCAAACGGAAGGUGGUAACCAAGGUCCAAGGAAGUGCCAGGAAGGCUUUGUUAAAAUGGAUACAGUACACAGCAGCAAAGCAAGUUGGAAUUGAAAUCAAAGAUUUUGGACAAAGUUGGAGGAACGGUGUUGCAUUUCAUUCCGUUAUUCAUGCUAUCCGCCCAGAUUUAGUGGACAUGGACAAAGUGAGGGGAAGGUCAAAUAGAGAAAACCUGGAAGAAGCCUUCACAAUCGCCGAAGCAGAACUAGGAAUUCCAAGGCUCCUUGAUCCAGAAGAUGUGGAUGUUGACAAGCCAGAUGAAAAGUCUGUCAUGACCUAUGUAGCCCAGUUUUUGAAGUACUAUCCUGAUCCUCAUCAUACAGUGACUGAUGUGCAGGAGAAUGAUAAGGAAGACAGAGUGAUGCUGAGAGACCUAAAAGUGUGGGCAGAACAAUUUGAAAGAGACUUAGCCCGAGCACAGGUGGCAGAAACAAGCUUACAGGAGAAAUACCAGUCAUUUAAGCAUUUCAGAGUACAAUAUGAGGUAAAGAGGAAACAGAUUGAACUUGUAACCCAGUCAUUAAGGAAAGAUGGUAAAUUAUCACUUGACCAAGCUAUGGUGAAGCAGGCAUGGGACAGAGUUUCUUCCAGGCUGCUUGAUUGGCACAUACACCUUGAUAAAUCUCUUCCUGCACCUUUGGGUACCAUAGGUGCUUGGCUUUAUAGAGCAGAGGCUGCUCUGAGGGAAGAAGUAACUGUUCAGCAAGCUCAUGAGGAAACAGCGAAUACGAUACACCGGAAGCUUGAACAACAUAAGGAUCUGCUGAAAAACAUAGAUGGUCACAAAAAAGCAUUCCAUGAGAUCCACGGGGCCAGGUCUGUUAACGGAGUGCCAGUUCCACCUGACCAAUUAGAGGAUAUGGCAGAAAGGUUUAAUUUUGUUGUCUCUUCAUCUGAGCUCCAUCUGUUGAAGAUGGAGUUUCUGGAACUGAAGUACCGUCUACUGUCACUCUUAGUCCUUGCAGAAUCAAAGUUAAAAUCAUGGAUUAUCAAAUAUGGAAGGCGAGAGUCGGUGGAACUACUUCUUCAAAAUUAUAUUUCUGUUAUUGAAAAUAGUAAGUUCUUUGAGCAGUAUGAAGUUACUUACCAGAUCUUGAAAAGAGCAGCUGAAAUGUAUGCCAAAGCAAAUGGCUCAGUGGAAGAAGUUGAGAAUGUGAUGAAAUUCAUGACUGAAACAACAGCACAGUGGAGGAAUCUAUCGGUAGAGGUGAGAAGUGUAAGAAGCAUGUUGGAAGAAGUAAUUGCUAAUUGGGACAGAUAUAGCAGCACUGUGGCAGGUCUACAAGCUUGGCUAGAAGAUGCUGAAAAAAUGCUGAAUCAGCCUGAGCAUUCUAAAAAGGAUUUCUUCCGGCAUUUACCUCAUUGGAUCCAACAGCACACAGCCAUGAAUGAUGCUGGUAAUUUUCUGAUUGAAACAUGUGAUGAGACCAUUUCCAGAGAUCUUAAACAGCAGCUUCUGUUACUAAAUGGAAGAUGGAGAGAAUUGUUUAUGCAAGUUAAGCAGUAUGCUCGAGCAGAUGAACUAGACAAAAUAAGGAAGGAAUACUUGGAUGGUGUUGCCCAUUUGACAGCUUUUAUUGAUGGAAGCAAUAGGAAAUUUUCAGUCCCUGUAGAAGUGUCCUUCCUUGAUGUCAAAAUGUUUGUACAAGAUUUAGAAGACAUUAAGCAGAAAUUGCCUGCGAUGGAAGCUCAGUACAAAAUGGUUACAAGAACAGCGCAACUUGUUACAAAAGAAGUUUCCCAAGAGGAAGUAAAUGAAAUGCUUGGAACUUUGACAAGGAUCAAAGAGCAGCUCAGCAAGGUUAAGGAGUAUUCCUGUGCGCUGCUCUAUGAAUGCCAGCAUCUACUGUCUCCACUGGAAGAACUGGAGAAACAAAUCACACAUUUUUAUGAAUCUCUUGAAAAAGUAAAUGAAAUAAUUUCUAUCCUGGAUCCUGAAGCACAACCCACAACUGUUCUUAAACAAAAAGCCCAAGAUUUGGUAGCUUAUCAAGAAAACUGCAAGAAAGAUUUGUCCCUGAUUGAGAGAAAUAGUCAGAGUAUCCUGCAGUGUGUGGCUUCGCGUGAAGUGUUACAACAUUUCCAUCAGUCAACAUUUCAGAAGAAAGUUACACAAGUUCAGAUUACUUUUCAGAAUAUGGUCAGGAAAGCUGGUGACUGGAGAAAAAACAUAGAAGCAAAUAGCCGUUUGAUGAAGAAAUUUGAGGAGUCUAGAGCAGAACUGGAGAAUGUAAUACAGAUUGCCAAUUCCUGCUUAAAAGAAAAAGGAAAUCCUGAAGAACUUCUCAGAAAACAUAGCGAAUUCUUUAACCAGUUGGAUCAGAGAGUCUUAAAUGCCUUUCUGAAAGCUUGUGAUGAACUUACUGACAUUCUCCCAGAACAAGAGCAACACAACCUGCAGGAAGCUGUGAGAAAACUUCAUAGGCAGUGGAAGGAUCUUCAAACAGAAGCACCAUAUCAUCUGAUCCACUUGAAGAUAGAAAUACAGAAAAGCAGGUUCUUAGUCACAGUGGAGGAGUGCAAAGCCGAACUAGCUCGACAGAACAAGGUGUUAUCAAGAGAAGGCAAUGAAAGGAUGAUUGAGGAACACAAGUUGUUCUUCGGUGACAAGGGAUCUUACCAGCUGUGUGAGAAAAGGCUACAAAGGAUUGAAGAACUGUGCCAAAAACUGCCAGUUUCUGAUCCAGUGAGGGCUACAUUGGAAAGCAGCCAACGAAUCCUGAAGGAUCUAAAAUCCCAGAUAGACAGCACUUAUGUAAAGCUAACAGAGCACUCGAACACCUGGAAGGGCUACAAGAACAGAUUUUCUGAAUUGGCAAAUUGGAUUUCCUCAACAGAAAGAGAGAUAAAGAAGAUAAAGGAAAGUGUCAAUGAUACUGCCAAAUACAAGCAAUGUAAAUCAUCUUUGGGGGAAAUUAGGAAGCAUAUUAACAGGCAAGGAGAAAAUCACAGCUGGCUGAAAUCUAGACUUGCUGUUUUGACUGCAGUAUGUCCUGAUUUGGAGGCCAAAAAGACAGAGGAUGAGCUUUGUAAACUUUCCAGUGACUUCAAGGGACUCCUAGAUUUGCUGGCUGAGGUUGAAAAGACUUUAGGUACUGUUGGAGACUGUGUCCAGUACAAAGAAGAAGUUAAAAGUGCAAUAGAAGAGUUAAUCAACAACUCUAAAGAAGCCCAAGCAGAGGCUGAAAAGAUCCUGGAUACAGAAAGUUUAUUACAAGCUCAGCAACUACUACUUCAUCAUCAGCAAAGGACAAGGAGACUCUGUGCAAAAAGGCAAGAUGUGCAACAGCAGAUUUCCCAAGCUAAACAGUUGCAGGUUGAAGGUGGACUGCCUAGCACAAUGCAAGAGGAUUUGCAAAAGUUGGAAGGAACGUUGGAGAACAUGCAGCAGACUAUGGAGAAACGUGAAGAGCAACUGCAGGUCACAAUAAAUAAAUGGGAGCAGUUUGAAAGAGACAAAGAAACAGUAGUAAAAUAUCUCAAUCAAGCAAGCUCUGCACUUGAACGUAUCUUAAACUUUAGCAGUUUAGAGAGCCUCUCCUCAGAACUGGAUCAAACAAAGGAACUUUCUAAACAGACUGAAGCAAUGGCUGUGCAGGCUGAGAAUUUGGUGAAGAAUUCUUCUGAGAUACAGCUUGGUUCAAAGAACAAGGAGUCCCUUCAACAGCAGGCAAAAUCAAUCCAAGAACAAGUGAAAAAAGUGGAAGUUACUCUUGAAGAAGAUAUUAAAAGCAUGGAAAUGGUGAAAAACAAGUGGGAUCAUUUUGGCAAUAAUUUUGAAGCUCUGUCCAUCUGGAUAGCUGAACAAGAAAAAGAACUGGAAACUUUGGAAACAUCAUCAUCUCCUUUGGACAUACAGAUCAGCCAAAUCAAGGUUAUUAAUAAAGAAAUAGAUGGUAAAAUAACUGGAAUCUCAAAACUGGAGGAGGAAGCCGAGUCUUUUUCCCAGUUUGUUACCUCUGGAGAACGUGCACAUAUUAAAGCCAAGCUGACUCAGGUCAAAAGGUAUUGGGAAGAGUUAAGAGAUCACGCACAGAGACUGGAAGGAACAAUCACAGGGAAUGCAUCAGCACAGCAGAAAUAUGAAGAAAAUCUUAAACAGGUGCAGCGGGCGGUGUCUGACUUGGAAGCGAAGCUAGCUGAGCCUCUCACAUCGUGCUCUUCGGCAGCGGCAACAUACACAGCCCUUCAGGAUUGCACGGACCUUUGUCAUACUGUGGAAAAACUGAGCAACACUCUGACGUCUCUCUCAGCCUGUGCCCGAAAGUUAGCCAACAAAGAAAAAGCUGCUCACGAGGUUACAGCAUUACAGCAGAAAUACGAAAAGGUGCUAGAAAAUGCUAAAGAGAAACAGACCUUAUUAGAGAAUCUUCUGGUUCAGUGGCAGAAGCAGGAGAAGGAGCUGUCUGCCUUCCAGACCUGGUUGGAGGGGUGUGAAGCUACAGCCAGGCCUUCAGAGCAGUAUGUUUCUGCUGACAGAGUUAAACUGGAAGGUGAACUCCAGUCACUGCAGGAUUUGCGAGCAGAUAUUGAGUCCCGUGCUUCAGUCUAUGAGAGCCUAUUACAGUUAAAUGAGUCACUAUUCCCAACAGCUUCCGAACAGUCUGUGAAAAGAAUCAAAGAAAAAUUUGAAGAGCUGGAUGAGAGGUGGAAAGCUUUACCACAAGCUGUUGAUAAAAGGAUCAACUUCCUUCAAUCUCUUGUUGCUGAGCAUGGGCAGUUUGAUGAGCUCCUGCUCAGGUUUUCAGACUGGAUUAAGCAGUUCCUUGCUGAACUACAAGCCACUUCAGAGAUAUACACAGCUGAUCAACAAGUAGCUGCAUCUCACAAUAAGAACCACUCAAUGGAAGUCGAAAGUAAGAAACAGCAGCUACAAAGUCUGAAGGAACAUGUAGAUAAAUUGUGUUCUUUCAGCUGCCCGGAGGACCAGCAGACUUUGCAGGGAAAGACUGAAGAUUGCUUUCAGAUCUUCCAGGAGGCAAGUCAAAUAACUAGCCAAAGACAAGAGGCUCUGGAUCAGCUGCGGGUAUUCCUGGAGCUCCAUGGUGCUGCAUCAGGAGUGCUCCACCAACUGAGGCAGACGGUGGAGAAAACAGGAAAUAUGGAUAAAGCUAAAUCUGAAUUACUGGAGAAAGAACUCAAUGGUGUCAUUCAAGAUCUUAACAAGCUGGAAUCUGUUGCCAUCAGUUUGGAUGGUUCCCUUACUAAGGCCCAGUAUCACCUAAAACACAGCAUUUCUGAGCAGAGGACCUCCUGCAGGGCUGUGGUGGAUAAUCUGUGCUUGGAACUGGAGGCGGUUCAAAACCUGCUGGGAACCAAACAGAGUGAGGCAGAAGCUCUUGGAGCCUUGCGAAGAUCUUUCAUGGAACGUAAAGAACAGCUGCUCAAGAGAAUUGAAGAUACUGAGGAAAAGGCUGACAAGGAGGGCGUGAAGGAGGCAACACUGCAAGCCCUCCAGCAGAGAUUGAGGGUCUUUAAUCAGUUAGAUGAAGAAUUAAAUUCUCACCACCAUGAACUCCAGUGGCUCAUGGACAAAGCAAAACAAAUAGCUCAAAAAGAUAUUACGCUGGCUCCUGAGAUCGACAAAGAGAUAAAUCGCUUAGAAUCUCUGUGGGAGGAUACCAAGAAAGUUAUACAUGAAAAAAAGGAACAGUCCUGCAUUCUUAUUGAUCUAAUGAAGGAAUAUCAGAGCUUGAAGUCAACGGUAAUGAAAGUCAUAGACAGUGCUGACAGUGCUUCUGUGAUCAAAUCCAUUUGGAAGGAUCACGAAGAUGUCAGGCGAGCUUUAUCAAAGCAUGAAGCUGCCAAGAAUGCUCUGAGUGAUAAACAAAAAGACCUGGAUACUUUCACCAAUAAAGGAAAACAUUUGUUAGCGGAACUGAAAAGGGUGCAAAACUGUGACUCCACUGCGGUAAAAACAGAUAUGGACUGUACGGUGGACAAAUGGCUAGAUGUGUCUGAAAGAAUUGAAGACAACAUUGACCGUCUGGGUGUAGGCGUGUCUCUGUGGGAUGACAUCCUGAAAACUGGAGACGAAAUGGAUGGAUGGUGCAAUAAGAGCAUUUCUCAACUGAAUGAAGGCAUCAGCAACUUGAGUGACAGUCAGAGAAUGGAGGUCCUCCUCAAAGGCUUCCAGUCUGAAGUCAAGGAUAAAGAACUGAAGUUGGAGCAGCUUAGUUCCAAAAUUUCAGAUCUCAAAGAACUUACCCAUAGUCAAGAGCCUCCUGCAGAUCUCCAGUUCAUCGAAUCAGAUUUGAGGCAGAAGUUGGAACAUGCCAAAGAAAUGUCAGAGACAGCAAAAGAGACACUGAAAGAUUUCAGUACUCAGAAGAUGCAGUUACAGAAGUCUAUUGAUCAGAUGACAGACUGGUUAACGAAAGUGGAAGAGACUCUCUUAAGCUGUGCACGUAACCUGGAUCCUGAAGCUCUAAAUAAAGUGAAGGAAACACAAAAAGACCUUCAGCAUCAGCAGAGCAGCAUUGACUCAGUCCGUGAGAACCUCAACAGCUUGUGUCGCAAAUACCAUUCUGUAGAGCUGGAAGCUCUUGGUGGCACUGUCACUUCAUUAAUAAAGAAGUAUGAAGCUGUGAAUCUGCUGUGUUCCAGAACACAGGCCAGCAUGCAAGAGUCCUUGGAAAAACAUUUCCUCCAUUCUAUGGAAGAAUUCCAGGAAUGGUUUUCUGGUGUGAAGGCUGCAGUAAAAGAAUCAUCUGACAGGUCUGGAGACAGCAAAGCCAUAGAGGCAAAGCUACAUGACUUGCAGAGCGUGCUGGAUUCUGUAAGCGAGGGACGUAACAAGUUAGAUGCUGCAUGCAAGGAAGGAGAAAGUUUGUAUGCUUGCUUACCCAAACCAGUUGUAAGCCAUAUUCAGGAGCAAAUAGCAAAGUCUAACCAGAACUUCCAGGAAUUCCUCAACCAGUGUCUGAAUGAUAAGACGGCCCUGGAAGCUUGUGCCUCACACCUGGGAAGCUUUGAAGAUCAGCACAAGAAACUUGGCCUGUGGAUACAUGACAUGGAAGAAAGAAUAAAGACAGAAGCAUUAGGAGAGUGCAAACAGCUUAUUCCUGAGAAGAAAAAGGAGGUACAGAAAUUGGAAAAGUUCUUGGAAGAGUUACUGAAUUCAAGGGCAUCUUUUGAUAAGCUGUCCCAAAUGGCACAGGCUUUAAGUGAAGAAGGACAUGGUGCUGGGAGAGAAGUGCGUCUGGCCUCUCAACAUCUCACUAGUUAUCAAAAUAUGGUCAAAACUGUCAAGGAGAAGCUACGAACAUGUCAGCUUGCACUCCAAGAGCAUCUCACUUUGGAGGAGGCAUUACAGACUAUGUGGUCAUGGGUGAAAGAGGUUCAAGAUAAACUGGCGUCAUCAGAGAGCACAGUUGGUAGCAAAGCCACACUAGAGAGACGACUGACACAAAUUCAGGAGAUCCUCUUACUCAAAGGUGAUGGUGAAGUUAAACUGAACAUGGCCAUUGGCAAAGGAGAGCAAGCACUUAGAAGCAGCAAUGAGGAAGGACAAAAGGUGAUACAAACGGAGCUUCAGACGCUGAAGGACGUGUGGAAUGGCAUCAUCAGCACAUCAGUGAACUGGCAGAGCUGCCUAGAGUCUGUCAUUAGCCAGUGGAAUGAAUAUCUGGAAAGGAAAAACCAGCUGGAGCAGUGGUUAGAGAAACUGGAUCACAAAGUGGAACAGCCUUUAGAACCACAGAUGGGUCUGAAGGAGAAGUUUGCUCAGCUGGACCACUUCCAGGCUAUUGUUUCUGAGAUAGAGGAUCACUCUGGUGAUUUACAGCAACUCAUUGAAAAAGCUGUGGAACUGUAUGAAAAAACAGAGGAUGAUUCUUUUGGAGAAGCAGCUCAAGAAGAACUAAAAACACAGUUUAAUGACAUCACAACUGUAGCCAAGGAGAAAAUGAGGAAAGUGGAAGAUAUUGUGAAGGAUCAUUUGCUAUACCUUGAUGCUGUGCAUGAAUUCACAGACUGGCUCCAUUCCGCAAAGGAAGAGCUGCAUCGCUGGUCAGAUACAUCUGGAGAUACACCAACCAUACAGAAAAAGCUGGCCAAAAUUGAUGAGCUGGUGGAGUCCCGGCAGAUCGGGGCGGGCCGGCUGGGCCGAGUGGAGACGCUGGCUCCCGGCGCGGAGCGCGGCACGGCCGCCGGCGGCUGCCAGCUGCUGGCCGCCGAGAUGCGGGCCCUGCGGUCGGACUGGAAGCAGUGGGAAGAGAGCGCCUUCCGGAGCCAGAGCAGCCUGCGGGACGUGCUGAGCCAGAUGGCCCUGUCGGAGCAGGAGUUCGCGGCGCAGGUCGCCCAGCUGGAGGAGGCCGCGCAGCGGCUCGGGGGGCUGCUGGCCGCCUGGUCGCAGAGCCUGGUCCCCCUCGACAGCCGGCUCACCGACGCCGAGGUCGUGGAAAGCUGGCGCAAGGAGAAAGAAACAUUGGAUGCUUUGGUAAAGUCUGAACAUAUGACAGAUGAGAUCAAAACUCAGUUAAAUGAUCUUUGUAGAUUUUCCAGAGAUUUGAGUACUCAUUCUUCAAAAGUUUCAGGGUUGAUUAAGGAGUAUAACAGCCUCUGCCUGCAAGCUUCAAAAGGAUGUCAAAGCAAAGAGCAGAUCUUGCAGCAAAGAUUCCGGACGGCUUUCAGGGACUUCCAGCAGUGGCUGGUCAAUGCAAAAGUCACCACAGCCAAAUGCUUUGAUGUGCCUCAAAAUAUCAGCGAAGCUUCAGCAAGUCUGCAGAAAAUACAGGAAUUCUUAUCGGAAAGUGAGACUGGGCAACAAAAACUAAACCUGGUAGCAUCCAAAGGAGAACUGCUAUGCUCUGUUUUACCAAAGGAAAAGGCUAAAGUUAUCCAGGACAAAUCCUCUACCGCUAAAGAAGAUUGGAAAAGUUUUAUCACUACCCUCCACCGGAAGGAAUCUGCAUUGGAGAACUUAAAGAUCCAGAUGAAAGACUUUGAAGCAACGGCCGAGCCUCUGCAGGAGUGGCUGACCACAACUGAGAGGGUAGUACAAGGAAGCAGCAGUCGGCUCCAUGAUCUUCCUUCCAAGAGGAGAGAACAGCAAAAGUUGCAGUCUGUCCUUGAGGAAAUAAGCUGCCACGAGCAUCAGCUCAACAGGCUAAAAGAGAAAGCUCAGCAGCUGUGGGAAGAGCAAGCUGUCAGCAAAAGCUUUAUGCGCAGAGUGUCUCAGUUGUCCUCUCAAUAUCUUACUCUAAGCAAUCUGACAAAGGAGAAAGUUUCCAGAAUGGAUAGGGUUGUAGCAGAGCACCAGCAGUUCUCGCACAGUGUCAAGGACCUCCAAGAUUGGGUGGCUGAUGCAGUUCACAUGCUGGAUUCCUAUUGUCAUCCCACUGCAGACAAGAGUGUUCUGGACAGCCGGAUGUUAAAGCUAGAGGCAUUGCUAGCAGUGAAACAAGAAAAAGAAAUCCAAAUGAAAAUGGUUCUGACAAGAGGAGAAUCUGUUCUGCAAAAUACUUCUCUGGAGGGACUACCAGUGAUUGAACGGCAGUUGCAAACCCUGAAGGACAACUGGGCUUCCCUUCUGUCUGCUUGUAUCCAGUGCAAGAGUCAACUGGAAGGAGCUCUCUCCAAAUGGACAAGUUACCAGGAUGAUGUUCGUCAGUUUUCCAGCUGGAUGGAUAAAGUAGAAGCAAGUAUGAAUGCUUCUGAAAGGCAAUAUGCUGAACUGAGGGAAAAAACAGCUGCCCUCAGCAAAGCAAAGCUACUCAGUGAAGAGGUGUUGAGUCACAGCAGCCUGUUGGAGACAAUUGAAGUGAAAGGAAGUGGGAUGGCUGAACAUUAUGUCACUCAGCUUGAACUCCAGGACCUUCAGGAGCGGUAUAAGUUCCUCAAAGACAGAACGAGGGAGGCAGUAAUAAAAGCUGAAGGACUGCUUAACUUACAUCAAGACUACCAAAGAAAUCUGAAGACCUUUGAAGUAUGGCUGGAGAAGGAACAGGAAAAACUUGACUGUUUAUCGCAUCUUGAUGGUGAUGCCCAGAAGCAGGAGGCAACACUCCGAGACUUACAAGAGCUGCAGGUCCACUGUGCAGAAGGACAAGCAUUACUGAAUGCUGCUGUCCAUGCCAGAGAGGAGGUGAUUCCCUGGGGCAUUCCCCAGAUAGAAGACCGAGCCCUGGAAUCCUUACGGCAGGAUUGGCAAGUUUAUCAGCACAGACUUUCUGAAGCAAGAAGCCAAUUAAAUGCCACUGUGAGCAGACUGCGGUUAAUGGAGAAAAAAUUUCAGAAGGUUAAUGGCUGGCUAACAGGUCUGGAGGAGAAAGUUGCUAUCAGGACUGGGAGGCAGUCUGGUAGAGCAACAAAGGAAGUGCAGCUUCAACAAAUGAAGAAGUGGCAUGAAGAAAUUACAAUCUACAAAGAUGACGUCGAGGAAGUUGGGGUACUGGCUCAGCAAAUACUAGAGGAAAGUCUCACUGCAAGUACAAUGGGAAGCCAGGCUACACAGCUGACAUCUCGCUACCAAACUCUUCUUCUUCAUGUCUUGGAGCAAAUAAAGUUUCUGGAAGAAGAAAUACGCUGUAUGGAGGAGUCAGAAUUGGCUUUUAGCGCUUACACAAAUUGGUACGGAGCUACCAACAAGAACUUCAGAAACGUGAUCACCAAGUUUGACGUGGUUGACAAAACAGCAAUGGAGAAAAAAGUGCAAAAACUAGAGUUGCUAUUGAGUGACAUGGACAUAGGCCAUAGUUUACUGAAAUCUGCCCGUGAGAAGGGGGAGCGAGCUAUAAAGUACAUGGAAGAAAAUGAAGUUGGCCAGUUAAGAAAAGAAAUUGGGGACCAUGUGGAACAGCUUGAAGAGCUGGCUGGCUCCAUCAGGAAAGAGCACAUGACUUCAGAGAAAUGCCUUCAGCUGGCAAAGGAGUUCUCAGACAAGUACAAGGCACAGACUCAGUGGGUCAUGGAAUACCAAGCCAUAUUACAUGCUCCAGCGGAGCCAAAGAGCGAACUUUAUGAGAAGAAGGCCCAGUUGUCCAAAUACAAGUCCAUACAGCAGACUGUUCUGUCCCAUGAGCCUUCAAUAAAAUCAGUGAUUGAAAAGGGAGAAGCACUUUUUGAUCUGGUGAAUGACGUGACUCUCAAGAACAACAUUCAAGACCUUCAGAGCAGUUACCAGGAACUCUGCAGCACAGCAAAGGCAUACGUUGAAACCUUAGAAGUGAGAGUAAAAGAACACGAGGACUACAAUAGUGAUUUGCAAGAAGGGGAGAAAUGGUUAUUACAUAUGUCCAGCAGGCUGGUCAGCCCUGAUCUCAUGGAGAGUAACAAUCUUGAAUUAAUCACUCAGCAACUAGCUAACCACAAGGCUAUCAUGGAAGAAAUUGCAGGAUUUGAAGAUCGUUUGAACAACCUUAAGAGUAAAGGCGACUACUUGAUCAAUCAAUGCACUGAACACCUUCAAGCAAAAUUUAAGCAAAACAUACAAACCCAUCUUCAGGGAACAAAGGACAGCUAUUCUGCCAUAUGUAGCACAGCCCAAAGAGUGUACCAGAGUUUGGAACAUGAACUCCAGAAGCACGUUAAUCAUCAGGAUACCCUACAACAGUGCCAGACUUGGCUGUCUACAGUGCAGUCAGAGCUAAAGCCAACUACCUGGCCACCUUUCAGUCUGGCAGAUGCAGUUAAACAGGUGAAACAUUUCCGGGCUCUGCAGGAGCAGGCCAAUACAUACUUGGAUCUUCUGUGCUCCAUGUGUGAUUUGUCGGAUGCCACAGUGAAGAGUACAGCAACAGAUAUUCAGCACACAAAACAAACGAUUGAGCAACAGAUAAUGCACGCACAGUAUUUGGCUCAAGGUUGGGAAGAGAUCAAACAAAUGAAGGCUGAGCUCUGGAUAUAUUUCCAGGAUGCAGAUCAACAACUACAGAAUUUGAAAAGGAGACGGGCAGAGUUGGAGCUAAACAUUGCCCAGAAUAUGGUACUCCAGGUUAAGGAGUUCAGUCAGAAGUUGCAGUCUAAGCAGUCAGCUCUUACCUCUGUGACUGAGAAGAUGAACAAACUAACCCAAGGACAGGAAUCACCUGAACACAAGGAAAUAGGAGAGCUGAGCAACCAGUGGCUGGACCUCUGCCUUCAGGCACACAGUUUGCUCAUACAGAGGGAGGAGGAUCUGCAGAGGACGGGGGUUUAUCAUGAUCGCAUGAAUGUAGUUGAAGUUUUCUUGGAAAAGCUCACAAAAGAGUGGGACAACCUGGCUAGAUCUGAUGCUGAAAGUACAAACGUGCACCUUGAAGCUUUGCAAAAAUUGGCACUGGCACUACAGGAAAGGAGAUUUGCUCUGGAAGAUUUGAAAGAUCAGAAACAGAAGAUGAUAGAACAUCUGAAUCUUGAUGACAAAGAAUUAGUAAAGGAGCAAUUUGGUCAUUUUGAGCAACGCUGGACUCAGCUAGAGGACCUUGUCAAAAGGAAAAUUCAAGUUUCUGUUUCAACUUUAGAAGAGCUCAGUUUGGUGCAUUCCAAAUUUCAGGAGCUAAUGGAAUGGGCAGAGGAGCAGCAGCCUAGUAUCUCAGAGGCUCUUAAACAGAGUCCUCCUCCAGAUUUGGCUCAGAGUCUUCUCAUGGAUCAUCUUACCAUUUGCAGUGAGCUUGAAGCCAAACAGCUUGUUCUGAAGACGCUUGUGAAGGAUGCUGACAGGGUGAUGACCAACCUAGGACUCAAUGAAAGGCAGGAGCUGCAGAAAGCACUUUCUGAUGCACAGCACCAUGUAGAGUGUCUCAGCGAUCUGGUUGUCCAGAGGAGAAAACACCUGAAUAAAGCACUGUCUGAAAAGACACAGUUUCUUAUGGCAGUCUUUCAGGCUACAAAUCAAAUUCACCAGCAUGAGAAGAAGGUAAUAUUUCCAGAACACAUUUGUCUGUUGCCAGAAGAUGUGAACAAACAGAUUAGGACUUGUAAAAAUGCCCAGGCUAACCUGAAGGCCUAUCAAAAUGAAGUCACAGGGUUGUGGGCUCAAGGAAGGGAUUUGAUGAAAGAAGCAACAGAACAAGAAAAGAGUGAAGUGUUAGGUAAACUUCAAGAACUACAGAAUGUGUAUGACACUGUUUUACAAAAGUGUAACCAGAGAUUGUUAGAACUAGAGAAAAAUAUAGUUUCCAGGAAAUAUUUCAAAGAAGACUUGGAUAAAGCUUGCCAUUGGCUAAAACAAGCUGAUAUCGUCACGUUCCCAGAAGUCAAUGUAAUGAAUAGUAACUCUGAACUGUACACACAGUUGGCAAAAUAUCAACAGAUUCUUGAGCAAUCUCCAGAAUAUGAAAAUCUGUUACUUGCACUGCAAAGAGAUGGCCAAGAAAUCCUACCGUCACUUAAUGAAGUGGAUCAUUCUUAUCUAGAUGAAAAACUUAACACUCUCCCUCAGCAGUUCAAUAUUGUCACUGCUCUGGCAAAAGAAAAAUUAUAUAAGGUUCAGGAAGCAAUUUAUGCCAGAAAAGAGUAUGCCUCUCUGAUUGAGUUGACAAGUAAAGCUCUGACUGAGCUAGAAGAUCAGUUUAUUAACAUGGACAAAGCUCCAGCUGCUGUUUUAGCCAAAGAAGCUGUGUCACUCCAGCAGGCCUACAGAGACCUUCUAGGUGAAGUGAUGAGCCUUGGUGGGGCAGUGGAUGAACUAAACCAGAAGAAGGAGGCCUUUCGAAGCACUGGACAGCCAUGGCAACCAGAUGAGAUGUUAAAACUUGUCACGUUAUAUCACAAGUUGAAGAGGCAAAUAGAACAGAAAAUCAACCUGUUGGAAGACACAAUAGAAGCAUGCCAGGAGCAUGAGAAAAUGUGUAUGCAGUUUGAGGCACAAUUGCAGGCAGUGAAGAAGGAGCAGAUUAAGGUAAAUGAAGAAACUCUCCCAAUAGAAGAAAAGCUGAAAAUAUACCAUUCUCUGGUGGGCAGCUUGCAAGACUCAGGGAGUCUUCUGAAGCGAAUAACUGAGCAUCUAGAAGCCCUUUCUCCUCAGCUUGACUCAUCUGCAUGUGAGACAGCAAAUCACCAAGUGCAGUCUUGGCAAGAGAAACUAAAGUCCUUGCAUGCUGCCAUUGGUGACACCGUGAUGGACUGCGAGAACAGGCUUGUGCAAAGUAUAGACUUCCAGACAGAAAUCUGCCGCUCACUUGACUGGUUGAGGUGGGUGAAAACAGAACUUAAUGGAACGUUAAGUUUGGACCUCAAACUGCAAAGCAUCCAAGAAGAAAUCCGAAAGGUUCAGAUACAUCAGGAAGAAGUGCAGUCAAGCCUGAGAAUAAUGAAUGCACUGAGCAAUAAAGAGAAAGAGAAAUAUAUGAAAGCAAAGGAGCUGAUACCUGCUGACCUGGAAAACACUCUUGCUGAGCUGACAGAACUAGAUGGUGAAGUUCAAGAAGCUAUACACAUGAGACAGGCUACCUUGAAUAAAUUAUAUAGCCUCUGCCAAAGAUACUACCAAGUGAUGCAGAUAGCAAAUGACUGGCUUGAAGAUGCUCAGGAAUUUCUACAGUUAGCAAGAAAUGGCCUUGAUGUUGAGAACUCUGAGGAGAACCUAAGGAACCACAUUGAAUUUUUCAGCACAGAAAGUCAGUUCAGUGAUCAUUUGAAGGAGUUACAGGGACUUGUGUCUGAGAUAGAGCCCUUUGUCCAAGCCACCGCAAGAGAGCAGCUGAUGCAGGAUCUAGCUGCAUUGGAGGAAAAGGCCAAAGGGACAAAGCAAGAAGCCAAAACCCAGCAAGAGCAGUUGCAAAGGUGUGCUUCUGAGUGGCAGGAGUACCAGACAGCAAGACAGAAGGUUAUAGAAGUGAUGAAUGAGGCUGAGAAAAAGUUAUCUGAAUUUUCAGUAGCUAAAGCUGCUUCUUCUCAUGAAGCAGAAGAGAAAUUGCUAACACAUAAGACUCUUGUGUCUGUAGUGAAUUCUUUCCAUGAGAAGAUCACAGCCCUAGAACAAAAGGCUUCACAGCUGGAAAAAGUUAGCAAUGAUGCCAGUAAGGCAACUAUAAGUAGAUCCAUGACAACAGUUUGGCAGCGCUGGACACGGCUCCGGAAUGUAGCCCAAGAACAAGAGAAAAUUUUGGAAGAUGCAGUGCAGGAAUGGAAGGGCUUUAAUGAUAAGAUUCAGAAAGCCACCAUAGAAAUAGAUCAGCUACAAGGUCGCUUACCAGAAAGCUCAGUGGAAAAGGCAACUAAGACAGAGCUUCUGGAACUCCUGGAUUACCACAGCAGUUUCCUUCUGGAAGUGGAGCCCCAGCUGUCAUCUUUGGGCCUGCUCAAACAGCAUGCUGUCAGCAUGCUUCAGGAUGUGGAAAUAAAGCCUCUGUCUCAGGAGGAGCUACCAGUCAUGCAAGAAAUCAAAGCAAUGCAAGAUCGAUGUCACAAUAUGCAACAGAAAGUGAAAAAAGGUGUGAAGAUGGUGAAACAGGAGCUGAAGGAGCGUGAGGAGGUUGAAGCAGAUAUUAAUGUUGUGAAGUCCUGGAUCCAGGAAACAAAGGAAUAUUUAUUAAGUCCUGAUGUAGAAGUGGAUACUCAACUUCAGGAGUUGCAGUCUCUCCUUGGUGAAGUAACUACUCAUCGUCAGGCUGUUGAAAAAAUGGCUGAACAACAACAGAAUAAGUACUUGGGGCUUUAUACCAUUUUGCCUUCUGAACUCUCUCUUCAUUUAGCAGAAGUUGGGCUGGCCCUUGUAAAUGUACAAGAUCAGAUUCAAACCAAAGAAAGAGAAACUCAGCAGAUCAAAACAUUGAAUCAAGAUUUUGGUCAGAAAAUCCAGGGGAUAGCAAAUGAACUAAAUGCCAUUCUUUCCAAACUGAAAAAGAAAACAAAUGAUUUAGCACAAGCUAAACUUGAACAAAAGAUCCUUGGUGAAGAGUUGGACAGCUGCAAUAUAAAGCUGUUGGAAUUAGAUGCAUCGGUCCAGGACUUUGCAGAGCAGAACGGAUCACUGGCUAAGCAGCUGGCUAGCAGGAUAGGGAAACUCACUGCAUUGCACCAACAGACUAUACAGCAGGCUGAGUACAGAGCAGCCAAGCUCAGUCAGGCUGCUUCACACUUGGAAGAAUACAAUGAGAUGCUGGAGUUCAUUUUGAAAUGGAUCGAGAAAGCAAAUAUCCUAGUGCACGGUAGUAUAACGUGGAAUUCUUCCUCUCAGCUUCGUGAUCAGGUUAAAGCCUACCAGACUAUGCUUGAUGAGUCUGGAGAGAUUCAUAGUGAUCUUGAGGCCAUGACUGAGAGGAUUGAGUAUCUGGCAAGUGUAUACUCUACUGAAGGAAUGUCACAGCAAGUGCUGGAACUGGGGCGGCGGACAGAGGAAUUACAGCAAGUUAUUAAAGUGCGGCUACCAAAUCUCCAAGAUGCUGCCAAGGACAUGAAGAAAUUUGAAGUUGAGCUGAAAGCCCUGCAGGCUGCUCUGGAGCAAGCCCAAGCCACGCUGACCUCUCCAGAGCUUGGGCAUUUGAGCUUGAAAGAGCAACUUUCUCACAGACAGCAUCUGUUGUCUGAAAUGGAGUCACUGAAGCCAAAAGUUCACGCGGUGCAAGUCUGUCAGAGCGCCCUGAGGAUUCCUGAAGAGGCGGUGGCCAGCCUGCCGAUGUGCCGCAGCGCUCUGCGGCUCCAGGAGGAGGCCAGCCGCCUGCAGCACACGGCCAUUCAGCAGUGCAACAUCAUGCAGGAAGCAGUGGUUCAGUAUGAGCAAUAUGAGCAAGAAAUGAAACAUUUACAGCAAAUGAUAGAGAGCGCCCAUCGUGAGAUCCAAGACAAACCAAUUGCAACUGGCAACAUCCAGGAGCUCCAGGUCCAGAUUUCACGUCAUGAGGAGCUGGCUCAGAAGAUCAAGGGAUACCAGGAGCAAAUCGCUUCUUUGAAUUCGAAGUGCAAGAUGCUGACGAUGAAAGCAAAACAUGCCACCAUGCUGCUGACAGUGACAGAAGUGGAGGGGCUCUCAGAAGGAAUGGAGGAACUGGAUUCAGACCUUCCAGCACACCCUGCUCAUCCCUCGGUGGUUAUGAUGACUGCUGGUCGCUGUCACACGCUGCUCUCCCCUGUCACUGAGGAGUCUGGGGAGGAGGGAACCAACAGUGAGAUUUCUUCUCCACCUGCCUGUCGCUCUCCCUCACCUGUGGCUAAUACAGAUGCUUCUGUUAACCAGGACAUUGCUUAUUACCAAGCCUUAUCUGCUGAACAGUUGGCCUUAUCUGCUGAACAGCUGCAGACAGAAGCUGCUAAAAUUCAACCCAGCACUUCAGCCACCCAGGAGUUUUAUGAACCAGGCUUAGAAUCAGCUGCUAGUGCCAAAUUGGAUGAUUUGCAACGUUCUUGGGAAACACUGAAAAAUGUGAUCAGUGAAAAGCAGCGCACCCUCUAUGAAGCUCUUGAGCGUCAACAGAAAUAUCAAGACACACUCCAGUCUAUAUCCACAAAAAUGGAGACCAUUGAGGUCAAACUAAAUGAGAGUCUGGAACCAGCCAAAAGCCCGGAGAGCCAGAUGGCUGAACAUCAGGCUUUGAUGGAUGAGAUUUUAAUGUUACAAGAAGAAAUCACUGAUCUUCAGACCUCAUUAGCCCAGGAGCUGGUUUCAGAACCACUGGAUGCAGAAGCUGCUGAUCAGCUGGCAUUGCAGUCCACUCUCAUGGUCUUGGCAGAACGGAUGGCCACAAUUCGAAUGAAGGCAUCAGGAAAAAGACAGCUAUUAGAGGAAAAACUGAAUGAGCAGCUGGAAGAACAGCGGCAAGAGCAGGCUCUUCAAAGGUACCGUUGUGAAGCUGAUGAGCUUGACCACUGGUUACUCAAUACCCGAGCAACGCUGGACACGGCUCUGGUCACAGCUGAGGAACCUAUGGACAUGGAAGCACAGCUGGUAGACUGUCAGAACAUGCUGGUUGAAAUAGAGCAGAAAGUGGUAGCCUUGUCAGAGUUAUCUGUGCACAACGAGAACUUGCUUAUGGAAGGGAAGGCUCACACCAAGGACGAGGCAGAGCAGCUGGCUGUGAAGCUCAGGACACUGAAGGGCAGCCUUCUGGAGCUGCAGAGAGUGCUCCAUGACAAACAGAUCAACAUUCGGCAGGGAUCGUUACAAGAAAAGGAGGAGAGUGAUCUGGACUUCAUUUCCUCACAAAGCCCCAGUGUCCAAGAAUGGCUGGCACAAGCAAGAACCACUCGCUCACAGCAGCAGCAGAGCACCCUGCAGCAACAGAAAGAGCUGGAAAAAGAGCUAGAAGAGCAGAAGAAUCUGCUUCGGUCAGUAAAAUGCCGUGGAGAAGAAAUCCUAACACAGCACAGUGUUCCAGAAGGCCUGUGUAUAAGUGAGAAGCCUGAUACACUCUCAGAGGAAUUAGGCUUGGAAGGUGAGAAGCCAUCAUCUGAAGAACAGAUGAAGAUGAAAUGGGAAAGCCUGAACCAGGAAUUCAAUACCAAGCAGACACUGCUCCAGAAAGCUUUGGAACAAGAACAGCUGCAGCUGUAUAGCAGACCAAACCGACUGCUAUCUGGAAUGCCUUUGUAUAAGGAGGAAGGACAGGAUGAGGAUAAAUCCUCAGUGUCACCGGUAUUGGUUGAAUUGAAUCAGACCUUUGAAGAUGUGUCAUCUGAGGCUGGACGGGUGGAGGAGAGCCUGCAUCUUGAACAGAAGCUGUAUGAUGGUGUUGCAGCCACCUCCUUGUGGCUAGAUGGUGUUGAAGAGCAGGUCUUUGUUGAUACAGCUCUGUUGCCAGAGGAAGAAACAGAAACAUAUCUCUGCAAGCAAGAGUCUCUUGCCAAAGAAAUCAAGGAGGUAACGGAAGAAAUGGAUAAGAACAAGAGUUUAUUUGCUCAGAAAUUUCCUGAGAAUGGUGAUAAUAAGGGUAUUAUAGAAGACACUUUGGAUUGUCUCCUGAGAAGGCUGAGCUUGCUGGAGUCAGUCGUAAACCAGAGGUGCCUUCAGAUGAAAGAAAAGCUCCAGCAAAUAGUGACUUUCAAGAAUGACCUGAAGCUUCUGUUUGCAUCAGUGGCUGAUAACAAAUAUUUAGUUCUACAGAAACUAGCAGAGGCAGCUGAGAGACCAGAAACAGAACAAAUGCAGGUCAUACUGCAGGCAGAAGAAGGUUUGAAGGAACUAGAUACUGGAAUCAGUGAACUAAAGAAGCUUGUAGACAAGCUACAAAUUGACCAACCUUCUAUGCAAGAGCUGUCUAAGAUCCAGGAUAUGUAUGAUGAGCUGAUGAUGAUCAUUGGAUCCAGACGGAGUGACCUGAAUCAGAAUCUGGCUCUUAAGAGGCAGUAUGAACGGGCUUUACAGGACCUGGCUGACCUGUUGGAAACAGGACAAGAAAAGAUGGCUGGUGACCAGAAAAUGAUUGUUGCUUCUAAGGAAGAGGUUCAAUCACUACUUGACAAACAUAAGGAAUAUUUUCAGGGGUUGGAGUCUCAUAUGAUCCUGACGGAAACGCUCUUCAGAAAAAUGAGUAGCUUUGCCCUCUUGAAGGAAACUCAGUCACAUUCAGACCUAACGACUCAAGCUUCUGCUGUAUUAAAGCUGGCUCAUAAACGAGGUGUGGAGCUGGAAUACAUUCUAGAGACCUGGAUGCGUCUGGAUGAAGAUUACCAGGAACUUACCAGACAGCUGGAAUCUGUCGAAAGUAGCAUCCCCAUGGUUGGUUUGGUGGAAGAGACGGAGGACAGGCUUACAGAACGGAUUAUGCUUUUUCAGCGUCUGCGAUCUAACCUGACUGAAUACCAACCUAAAUUAUACCAAGUGCUAGAUGAUGGGAAAAGGCUCCUUUUUUCUGUUAGCUGCUCAGAUCUCGAAAGUCAACUGAACCAACUAGGAGAACACUGGUUAAGUAACUCCAGCAAGGUUAACAAGGAGCUUCACAGGCUGGAGACAAUACUGAAGCACUGGACAAGAUAUCAGAGUGAAUCAAGUGAACUGACACAUUGGUUACAGUCUGCAAAGGAGCGACUGGAGUUUUGGAGCCAACAGUCUUUGACAGUUCCUCAGGAACUGGAAACAGUCCGAGACCACCUGAAUUCCUUUUUGGAGUUUUCAAAAGAGGUGGAUGCUAAAUCAUCACAGAAGUCUUCUGUCCUGAAUACUGGGAACCAGCUCCUCAGGCUGAAGAAGGUGGAUACAGCAGCAUUGCGUGCGGGAUUGUCCCACAUUGACAGCCAGUGGACAGAGCUGCUCACACAAAUCCCAGCAGUACAAGAGAAAUUGCACCAGCUCCAGAUGGACAAAAUUCCUUCUCGCCAUGCUAUCACUGAAGUUAUGAGCUGGAUUUCCCUGAUGGAAAAUGUCAUUCAGCAGGAUGAAGAGAACAUAAAAAAUGUAGUAGGACAGAAAGUCAUUCAGGAUUACGUCAAGAAGUACAAGGGUUUCAAGAUAGAUUUAAAUUGCAAACAGUUGACGGUUGACUUCGUGAACCAAUCAGUGCUACAAAUUAGCAGCCAGGAUGUUGAAAGUAAACGUAGCGACAAAACUGAUUUUGCAGAACAGCUUGGAGCAAUGAACAGACGUUGGCAAAUCCUGCAAGGCCUGAUAACGGAAAAGAUCCAGCUAUUGGAAAGUCUGCAGGAAUCAUGGACAGAAUAUGAAAAUAAUGUGCAGUGCCUAAAAACUUGGUUUGAAACCCAAGAGAAGAAGCUGAAACAGCAACAGAAAAUUGGAGACCAGGCUUCAGUACAGAAUGCUUUGAAAGACUGUCAGGAAUUAGAAGAAUCAAUAAGAACAAAAGAAAAAGAAGUUGAAAAUGUAGAACAGAGUGGUCUGUCUUUGAUUCAGAACAAGAAGGAAGAAGUCUCUUCUGCUGUUAUGAGUACAUUGCAAGAAAUUAACCAUUCCUGGGCCAAUUUGGAUCACAUGGUUAGCCAACUGAAGAUAUUGUUGCAAUCUGUUCUUGAUCAGUGGAGCAUUUACAAGGUGGCUUAUGAAGAACUGAAUAGUUACCUGACAGAAGCCAGAUACUCUUUGUCCCGUUUUUAUCUUCUUACUGGUUCUUUGGAAGCUGUGAAAGUCCAAGUUGAUAACCUUCAGAGCCUACAAGAUGAAUUGGAAAAGCAAGAAAAUAGCUUACAGAAAUUUGGUUCUGUGACCAAUCAAUUGUUGAAAGAAUGUCACCCACCAGUGACUGAAACACUUACCAACACUUUGAAAGAAGUGAAUAUGAGGUGGAACAACCUUCUGCAGGAGAUUGCGGAGCGGCUGCGUGCCAGUAAGAGCCUCCUGCAGCUGUGGCAGAGGUACAAGGAGUGUUACCAGCAGUGCUCUUCCACAGUCCGUCAGCGGGAGGACCAGACCAAUGAACUCCUGAAGACUGCCACCAGCAAGGACAUUGCUGAUGAUGAAGUUACUACUUGGAUUCAGGACUGCAAUGAUGUACUCACGGAUUUGAAGACAGCACAGGAGUCGCUGGUAGUUCUUCAAGAACUGGGAGAGGAGCUGAAAAGUCAGGUGGAGGCUUCAGCAGCAGCAGCUAUACAGUCUGAUCAUCUUUCUCUGAACCAGAAUCUGUCAACCCUAGAACAGGCGCUCCGCAAGCAACAGGCUGUACUUCAGGCUGGAGUGCUGGACUAUCAGACCUUUGCUAAGAACCUGCAAGUCCUUGAGGCCUGGAUAACAGAAGCAGAAGAAAUAUUGAAAGGACAGGAUCCCAGUCAUUCAUCUGACCUCUCAGCAAUACAGAGCAGAAUGGAGGAACUCAAGAGUCAGAUGUUGAAAUUCAGCAGUAUGACCCCAGAUUUGGACCGUCUUAAUGAGCUGGGUUACAGGCUUCCUCUGAAUGACAAAGAAAUCAAAAGGAUGCAGAACCUGAACAGACAUUGGUCUCUGAUCUCAUCUCAGACUACGGAGAGAUUCAGUAAACUGCAGUCUUUCUUGCUGCAGCAGCAGACCUUCUUGGAGAAAUGUGAGACUUGGAUGGAUUUAUUAGUUCAGACUGAGCAGAAGCUGGCAGCAGAGGUUUCAGGAAACUACCAGAGCCUUUUAGAACAACAGAGGGCACAUGAGCUAUUCCAGGCAGAGAUGUUCAGCCGCCAGCAAAUUUUGCAUUCAAUUAUCUCUGAUGGGCAGCACCUCAUAGAACAAGGACAGGUGGAUGACAGGGAUGAAUUUAAUCUGAAGCUGACUCUUCUAAGUAAUCAAUGGCAAGGAGUAAUUCGCCGGGCACAACAGAGGAGGGGGAUCAUUGACAGCCAGAUUCACCAGUGGCAACGCUAUAGGGAGAUGGCAGAGAAGCUGCGCAAAUGGCUGGUGGAAAUAUCCUGUCAGCCAGUGGGUGGUCUGGGCAACAUUCCUAUCCCAUUGCAGCAAGCCAGAGCACUACUGGAUGAAGUGCAGCUUAAAGAGAAAGUUCUCCUAAGGCAGCAAGGGAGUUACAUCGUCACUGUGGAAGCUGGGAAGCAACUGCUGCUCUCUGCUGACAGUGGAGCUGAGGCAGCCCUGCAGACAGAGCUCACUGAAAUUCAGGAGCGCUGGAAGAUAGCUAGCACUCAACUGGAGCAACAAAAGAAACAACUUGCUUUACUUCUGAAAGACUGGGAAAAAUCUGAAAAGGGUAUAGGAGACUCCCUGGAGAAGCUAAGAUCAUUCAAAAAAAAGCUUUCUCAGCCUUUGCCAGAACACCAUGAUGAGCUGCACGCAGAGCAGAUUCGAUGCAAGGAGUUAGAGAAUGCUGUUGAAGGAUGGACAGAUGACCUUGCACACCUCUCUCUGCUGAAGGAGACCCUGUCUGCGUAUAUCAGUGCAGACGAUAUCUCAAUCCUCAGUGAGCGCAUAGAGCUUCUGCACAGACAGUGGGAGGAGCUGUGCCACCAGGUCUCCUUACGUCGACAACAAGUUAGUGAGAGACUGAAUGAGUGGGCUGUCUUCAGUGAGAAGAACAAGGAGCUCUGUGAAUGGCUGACACAAAUGGAAAGUAAGGUUUCUCAAAAUGGCGACAUCCUCAUAGAAGAAAUGAUUGAGAAACUUAAAAAGGAUUAUCAAGAGGAAAUUGCUGUAGCCCAGAAGAACAAGAUCCAGCUCCAGCAAAUGGGAGAGCGACUAGCAAAAGCUAGUCAGGAGAGUAAGGCAUCAGAGAUUGAGUACAAACUUGGCAAGAUCAAUGACAGGUGGCAACAUCUUCUAGAUCUUAUUGCAGCCAGGGUAAAGAAGUUGAAGGAGACCCUCGUUGCAGUGCAGCAACUGGAUAAAAACAUGAGUAGCCUGAGAUCUUGGCUUGCCCACAUUGAGUCAGAGCUGUCCAAACCUAUCGUCUAUGAAACUUGUAGCUCUGAGGAGAUACAAAGGAAGCUAAAUGAACAGCAGGAACUUCAGAGGGACAUAGAGAAACACAGCACUGGAGUGGCAUCUGUUCUCAAUUUGUGUGAAGUGCUUCUUCAUGACUGUGAUGCUUGUGCCACAGAAGCAGAGUGUGACUCUAUCCAGCAGGCUACACGCAAUCUGGACAGAAGGUGGAGAAACAUCUGUGCAAUGUCAAUGGAAAGGCGACUUAAAAUUGAAGAGACGUGGCGGCUGUGGCAAAAGUUUUUGGAUGACUACUCUAGAUUUGAAGACUGGCUAAAAAUCUCUGAGAGGACAGCUGCUUUCCCGAGCUCCUCUGGUGUGCUUUACACGGUUGCUAAGGAAGAACUGAAGAAAUUCGAGGCUUUCCAGAGACAAGUGCAUGAAAGUCUCACUCAGCUGGAACUGAUCAAUAAACAGUAUCGCCGCCUGGCCCGAGAGAACCGCACUGACUCUGACUGCAGCCUCAAGCAGAUGGUUCAUGAGGGGAACCAGAGAUGGGACAACUUACAAAAGCGAGUUACCUCCAUCCUGCGCAGGCUAAAACAUUUUAUUGGCCAGCGUGAGGAGUUUGAGACAGCACGUGAUAGCAUCCUGGUAUGGCUAACAGAGAUGGACCUGCAGCUGACCAACAUUGAGCAUUUCUCAGAAUGUGAUGUCCAAGCAAAGAUAAAGCAACUUAAGGCUUUCCAGCAAGAAAUCUCACUGAACAACAGCAAAAUUGAGCAGAUAAUUGUGCAGGGCGAGCAACUCAUUGAGAAAAGUGAGCCCAUGGAUGCAGCUGUCAUUGAAGAAGAACUAGAUGAGCUGCGUCGUUACUGUCAGGAGGUCUUUGGACGUGUGGAACGUUACCACAAGAAACUUAUCCGCCUUCCUCUGACAGAUGACGAACACGACCUCUCUGACAGAGAGGUGGAUCUGGAUGAAUCAGCAGAUCUCUCUGACAUACAUUGGCAUGACAAAUCUGCGGACAGCAUUCUCUCCCCGCACCCCUCUUCCAACCUUUCGCUGCCUCUUUCCCAGCCGGUGAGAAGCGAGCGAUCAGGGCGAGAUACCCCUGCGAGCGUGGACUCCAUUCCCCUGGAGUGGGAUCAUGACUACGACCUUAGCAGAGACCUGGAGACAGCUGUUUCACGGGCACUGCACUCUGAGGAAGACGACGGAGGACAAGAGAAGGACUUCUACUUGAGAGGAGCAGCUGGUAUAGCAGAUGUAGAGAUCCCUGAAACUCUUGAGGCCUAUGUAACACUCACAGAAAACGCACUCAAAAAUAUCUCUGGAGAACCUGGUGCUCUGGAAGCACGUAUCCGACAGCUGGACAAGGCCUUAGACACCAGUCGUUUCCAAAUACAGCAAACAGAAAACAUCAUCCGCAGCAAAACACCUACAGGACCAGAGCUGGAUUCCAGUUACAAAGGAUAUAUGAAGCUACUAGGUGAGUGCAGUGGAAGCAUAGACUCAGUAAAAAGGCUUGGAUAUAAACUGAAGGAGGAAGAAGAAAAAUUAUCUGGUCUUAUUAACCUGAACAGUACUGAAACACAAACAUCUGGUGUAAUUGACCGAUGGGAAUUAAUCCAGGCUCAAGCUUUAAGCAAGGAGCUAAGGAUGAAACAGAACCUUCAGCAAUGGCAGCAGUUUAACUCUGACCUUAAUAGCAUUUGGGCUUGGUUGGGAGAAACUGAAGAGGAACUGGAGAAGCUCCGCCGCCUUGAUCUCAGCACUGACAUACAAACUAUUGAACUUAGAAUUAAAAAACUGAAAGAUCUGCAGAAGGCAAUUGAUAACCGCAAAGCGAUCAUCUUAUCCAUCAAUCUGUGCAGCUCAGAAUUCACUCAGUCUGACAGCGAAGAGAGCAAGAAGCUCCAAGAGCGCCUGUCUCAGAUGAAUGUGCGCUGGGACCACGUAUGCAGUAUGAUCGAAGAGUGGCGCUGCUCAUUGCAGGAUGCAUUAAUGCAGUGCCAGGAUUUCCACGAAAUGAGCCAUGGUUUGCUGCUUUGGUUAGAGAAUAUUGACAGAAGAAAAAAUGAGAUUGUGCCUAUCAAUCCAAACCUGGACUCGGAAACGCUGCAGGAUCAUCACAGACUUCUAAUGCAAAUCAGACGUGAACUGCUGGAGUCUCAGUUGAAGGUGGCGUCACUGCAAGAUAUGUCCUGCCAAUUGCUAGUCAAUGCUGAAGGCAAGGACUGUCUUGAAGCCAAAGAGAAGGUGCAUGUCAUCGGUAACAGACUGAAGGUCCUCUUGAAAGAGGUCACACGUCAUAUUAAAGACCUAGAGAAAAUUCUAGACAUUUCAAGUAGUCAACUGGAAUUGUCCUCAUGGUCCUCUGCUGAUGAAUUAGACACAUCGGGCUCGGUGAGUCCUGUAUCUGGAAGAAGCACUCCAAGCAGACAGAGAACGCCACGGGGCAAAUGUAGUCUCUCACAGCCUGGACCCUCUGUCAGCAGUCCACAUAGCAGGUCCACAAGAGGUGGCUCAGGUUCCUCCCCUUCUGAGGCUGGGCCAGCAUGCCAGCGCCCGUCCUUCUUCCUCAGAGUCCUCAGAGCUGCUCUGCCACUUCAGCUCCUCUUGCUGCUCCUGAUCGGGCUGGCUUGCCUGGUGCCAAUGACCAAGGAGGACUACAGCUGUACUAUGGCCAACAACUUUGCCCGCUCUUUCCACCCCAUGCUAAAAUACGUGAAUGGUCCACCUCCGUUAUGAAGGAGACUCGUGAGACAGCGGGUGACCUUGCUGGAGUGCUAGCUGAGAGGCAGGAUGGUUUUUAAAGGGUGACAGGAUUCAGUGUGGCAGCUUUACCUACCUGCUGUAACCACCGCUGCGUCCAUAUCAUUCUCUGCUGGCACUCAGCUAGUAACGCAUCAGUAUAUCGGUAUCAAACUGCACAAUGUAUUACCUGAGUAGCAUCGUUUCAAUACUCGCAUCCUGGGUACUAAGGAGGAUGUGACGUGUAUGAGGGAAAUGUCCUUCUGUCCAGCAUUCUGGAUCUUUUAGCCACUUUAUAUCCAGGUCAUUGCCCUGUACUAUGCAUAGCCAAGGACUUGAUACUGUAGAUCCUUUCCUGUGUGCUGCUCUAAAUGAGCCAUUAGCCAGUCUUUGUUAAAUACCCUCUCAGUAUCUACGGUAUACAAAAUAACCAAUGCUAAAGAAAUUUUAGAGCAUUUGUAACAUAAAAUUUUAAAGGGUCUUGUAUGGCAACGUAUUAUUCCCCGUGGUUUCUGUUUCGGGCAUGGUGUUCUAACUUUUGCUUUGGAUGCACAAGGUGUAAAUCUGAGAAGCACUUUUUUUAUGGUUUAAAAAAUGGAUGUAAUAAAUAAGAUCAUAAAAGGUUUUAUGAGGAAAAAUGUUGAAUGUCAAGUUGAAAAACAAAGGACAUAUUUAUGUAUGUACAGUUUGCUAAGCCAAGUUUUGUUUGUAUUGAUUUCUUUGCAUUUAUUAUAGAUACCAUAAAAUAUUUUGUCUACGUGCUUUUUAAUGACAACUAUGGAAACCUCUAAGUUUAGAAUGAGAUAUGUAUGGUAUAAAAAAAAUUAGAAAACGUACAUAUGCUGCACUUCUAAAAAGAAUUAAAAAAUGCUGUAACAAAUUAAUGGUAUUAGGUAUGUGUUUGAAUAAGAAGAUCUGGAAAACUUGACAAAUGGUAAAGUACAUGGGAAAGUAUCACAUUAGAAGUUGUGCUGCUAUUGAAAGCAGUCUCUAUUUUGAAUUAGUGAUUGGUCACUUCAGGUUGCUUUUUUUCUCAAGCUCUGCUUCUUGAAGUUCAUUCUCACUCGUGUAUUGUUUCUCUCUCCGUGAGUGUGUGUGUGUGUGUGUUUACGUAUGCAGUCAAGUGCAACCUUUGGCAGUUGAGAUUGUACCAGUCUGCACUGAAGCAGAUUUUUUCCUGUGGGUGUACUGGAAACUUCUCAAUAUUCUCCAUAGCAGCUUAAUACCAAGAUAGAUGUUUAUGCUUUACCAAUAGUUAGUCUAGUGGAAUAUGCCUAAAACAUAAGCAUCAUUAGGAAGAAGUUCUUUACAGUGAGGGUGGUGAGACGCUGGCACAGGUUGCCCAGAGAGGUGGUGGAGGCCCCAUCCCUGGAGACAUUCAAGGCCAGGCUUGAGGAGGCUCUGAGCAGCCUGAUCUAGCUGAAGAUGUCCCUCCUUACUGCAGGGGGGGUUGGACUCGAUGACCUUUAGAGGUCCCUUCCAACCCAACACAUUCUAUGAUUCUAAUAACAGAAAAACGUAACAAAUUGAAGACUCAUAAAUUUUUCAGAAAUAUUGCAGAAAACUUGCAGUCUGAGCAGUGGUAGACACUUUGCCCAAUUUAGCAGUCUGAACUCAACUAGUUUCAGAAUCUUUUCAAUUUUGAAAAAAAUACAGAUCAUGUCUCUAAUUUACUGCUCUUUAAUAUGUUUGGGAUUUUUUAAGCCAUGAGACACAACGUGAAUUUUUCCUGCAAGUUAAAUGUUUUUACUUAGAAUAUAUUGGCCUACCAAAUAUAAAUAAAAAAGCCAGAAGAAAAUACAAGCACAUUAAUUGCUGUUAUGUAGGAUUACUUUUCUGGGAUGUCAUCAUUUGAGCUGGUAUGAGAGGAGGGUGGUCAGAGGUAGAGUACCACAAGCUCAACUCCAGCAUUUGGAGGAGCCAAAAUAAAGUUUCCUUUCCAGGUAAGUGUAACGUUAACGUUUUCCUGAAAAGGACUUUGUAUGUCAGCAAAGUAUCUGCAAUGUCUGAGACCCAGACUUGGACUGGCAGUUUCCUUCGUUGGUAUUCAGAAUUUAUGCUAGGCUAGAUUAGUAUCCAUAAUCACUGAUUCUGAGUAGACAAAGAUAAGGAACACACUUCUGGGGUGCGAGGGUGAGCUGUUACUUGCAGCAGGCCUGACAUAAGAUUGACCCCUCCUCUCUUUUCUGAUAGUGUUCUCUUUGGUGACGUACUUUAGUCAAUGGUAAUCAGUGCACCUACGUGAAUAAUUCUGUAGUUUGUCAAACCUCUUAGUCCAGAUCUUUGCAUGCUUUAGACAUCCUUUCAUCAGCCAGUCCCUGGUUUUGGUAGUUAAUUUUUUUUGUUGAGAGAUAUUUUUGUUUUCUUUUAAAAGGAAACACUGAAAAGAGUAAAAGGACUAAUUUAGUGAGAAAUAAGGAUCUCAGCCUGACUUUGUCUCCUGUUUUCCAGCCAACUAUUGGUGAUCCUAUGGAAGAGCAGUCUGUUGACGGAACCAGGCAAAAAGUCACAGAUGAAACCUGUGUUCAUUACUUAAGUAUUUAAAAACUGAGGGAGAGGCAGGGAGGUUUGAAACAAGCUGGCCAGGGAAGGAGAGAAGUGCAAGGAAGAGAGUUCAGUUUGAAUGAUGUCAGAUGCUGUCAGAAUUAAUAAAGUACUUUAUCAAAAGUGUACAGGGUAGCAUCUAGCAUGCUUUGAAUUGCAACCUGACAUAUGAAUUUUACCAGCUAUUUUGCCACUGUGUAGCCCCUGCAUCCCUUAAUUGUUUGAAUGCCUUACCCACUUUCCUGAUGCCUAGGGAAGAAUGGCCUGUCUUCUGCAGAAGGAAAGCAGAAAUUGUACAC